CCAACCAGGAAACAGACUCAGUCUUUUUCUCCGUGGAUCCAAACACAGUGGCACCCAAGGACAGAAGAUAAUCCGAGAAAUAAACAAUACAGCCUCCACAGACUGAGAGGACAGCUUCUGGAGGGAAUACUGGGACUACUGGAAUACUGAAACUUCACCUGUUACUGACGGCACACGGUACAAAGCUUUAGAAAACACAAGUGUCAAAGUGAAAGUAAGUUUCAGAAAGCUCGGAGAAGGAGGGAGUGAAACCUGAGCUGUCUGACCAGUUUGAGCCGGCUGCCUGUCCAGAGUUUUACUUCACUUAGAGGAAAAUGGCGUCUUUUCCCGAGGAGGAUCUGUGCUGUUCUGUCUGCCAUGACGUCUUCAAAGAACCAGUGAUUCUGUCAUGCAGCCACAGCUUCUGUAAAGCCUGUCUGCAGAGCUGGUGGAGAGAGAAGCCGACCCAGCAGUGUCCAGUCUGUAAGAGAAGAUCUUCAAAGAUUGAACCACCUUGUAACUUGGUAUUAAGGAACCUUUGUGAGGCCUUCUUAAUAGAGAGAGAUCAGAGAGCUUCAUCAGACUCUGAGGCUCUCUGCAGUCUGCACUCUGAGAAACUCAGACUGUUCUGUCUGGAUCAUCAGCAGCCAGCGUGUCUUGUCUGCAGAGACUCUAAAAAACACACCAACCACACAUUCAGACCCAUCGAUGAAGCUGCACAAGAUCUCAGGGAAGAGCUCCAGGAAUCACUGAGGCCCUUAAAAGACAAACUGGGGCAUCUUUUGGAUGCCAAGGAAAAUUGGGAUGAAACAGGUAAACACAUCAAGGCUCAGGCUGCAAACACAGAGACGCAGAUACAGAAGCAGUUUGAAAAGCUUCACCAGUUUCUAGAAGAGGAAGAGGAGGCCAGACUCUCUGCACUGAGGGAGGAAGAGAAGCAGAAGAGUCACUGGAUAAAGGAGGAUUUGAAGGCUCUGAGCAGAGAGAUAGCAGCUCUGUCAGAAACGGUUAAAGCCACAGAGGACGAGCUGAGAGCUGAAGACGCCUCAUUCCUGAAGAACUACAAGGCUACAGUGGAAAGAAUUCAGCAGAGCCCCCUGCUGGAGGAUCCACAGCUGCCCUCAGGAGCUCUGAUAGAUGUGGCCAAACACCUGGGCAACCUGAGCUUCAGAAUCUGGAACAAGAUGAUGAACAUGGUCUCCUACAGUCCUGUGAUUCUGGACCCAAACACCGCUGGUGCAGACCUCAGUCUGUCUGAAGAUCUGACCUGUGUGAGACGAGGAGAGAGGCAGAAUGUUCCUGAUAAUCCAGAGAGGAUUAAAAAUUGGUCUGUCCUGAGCUCUGAGGGCCUCAAUGCAGGGACUCACAGCUGGGAUGUCGAGGUUGGACAGAACACAUGGUGGGACGUGGCCGUGUGUGAGGAGCCUGCAAACAGAGUAGAAGACAUAGACUCUGGAUUAUGGAGAAUAUCCUUUGAUGGUGAUCAGUACAGAGCAUGCAACCCGUCACUUCAUCGCGUAGAUCUGUCAGUGAGAGGACGACCUCAGAGGAUCAGAGUGUAUCUGGACUGGGACAAAGGAAAGCUGUCGUUCUCUGAUCCUGACACCAACACACACAUACACACCUUCACACACACUUUCACUCAAAAGCUGUUUCCAUACCUUUGGACUUUUGAAUCACAUCCUCUGGAGAUAUUACCAGUGAAGCUCUGUGUAACGCGCCAGAGGUAGGGGUGCUGCAGCGACCCCCAAAAUCAUGUUCCACUAAUCCCAUCAGCUUUAAAAACAAUUAAAAAACUACAGUUUUUCAUGAUAUGUCGACAUAUAGUAGUCGACACUGACUGGUGUGAUCGCUUUUUUAGCAGUCUGUAUGUUGUUUAUAACGCCUCACACACCUCACACAUUGAAGUGUUUAGAAGAGGUUUUAAAUGCAGUCAUAGCCAUCAAAUCAGUUUGAUUAUGCUGUCAUACUAGGCAGAUUAACUAGAUGCUACCCUAUAUUUUAAAGUUAACUUGACUAUUCUUUUAAAAGCUUUAGAACAACUUCUGAUGUUGCCAAAAUCCAAUUUACCUAAAGAUGCACCACUCAGCUCUGCUGCUCACUUUUGUCUUGAAUUGAGGAGUUGCACUGCAUAAGGUUUAUUUACUAAACAUGAGAUAUGUCUUGCAUAUAGAGAGUAUGUACAUGACGUCAUGUUAGGCGACUGCACUUAGAGCCAGUCGGUGGCAGAAAGUUCGUACUGCUGUCAGGAAUCAAUAAGAAGAGAGCGAAAAUGGAUUUAAUUCAGCUGAAAAGUUCAGUCUUUUCUGUAAAUGAGUCUCUUGAUGAUCUUCUCUGUGGGCAAUAAAUCCUCAGCUGAUGUAAAGUUUUUAUAAAAAGGAUUCACAAGGUUGCGUUGAUGAAGUCACAGGAGGAAGCCAUGCGGUUACAGGAUCACAUACUGUAAACAGUCCAUGCAUAUACAUCACAUCAUGGAGCUUGCAUUCUAACCUACACAUGAUUGAUUGAUAAUAUAAUCAGAACACCCCCUACUGAUAUCUUGUGUUGACGUUUUUAUCAAUCUGCCCUCUUCUCAAAUCAAUGAAGGUUAAGGACAUUUUAUUCUGCUAGCUGUAUGAUGUUUGAUUUGCUUGUUGUGAUCAGUUUCUUUGCUAAAGGGGACAUAUUAUGAAAAAAACACUUUUACAGUGUUUUGAACAUAAAUUUGGGUAACCUGAGUGUCUACAG
Labrus bergylta (ballan wrasse) is the source of this 2706-nucleotide messenger RNA. It is a transcript of the gene trim35-40, whose product is annotated as tripartite motif containing 35-40. The record is from RefSeq and is a predicted model, not a curated record. Lineage: Eukaryota; Metazoa; Chordata; Actinopteri; Labriformes; Labridae. Gene Ontology annotation, biological process: protein ubiquitination. Gene Ontology annotation, cellular component: cytoplasm. Gene Ontology annotation, molecular function: protein binding; ubiquitin protein ligase activity; zinc ion binding.